This is a messenger RNA of Symbiodinium sp. CCMP2592, 17450 nucleotides long. Lineage: Eukaryota; Dinophyceae; Suessiales; Symbiodiniaceae. The record is from the annotation of a GenBank genome assembly.
GUAAAAUGGCCCGGAGAGAAAGGCUGCAGAGGAUCCCAAGAAGCAGAAGAAGCAAAGGCAAAGUAGCCCGGAGAGAGGCUGCAGAGGAUCCCAGUAAGACGAAGAAGAAGCAAAGGCAAAGUAGCCCGGAGAGAAACGCUGCAGAGGAUCCCAAGAAGAAGAAGCAAAGGCAAAGUAGCCCGGAGAGAAACGCUGCAGAGGAUCCCAAGAAGAAGAAGAAGCAAAGGCAAAGUAGCCCGGAGAGAAAGGCUGCAGAGGAUCCCAAGAAGAAGAAACAAGGGCAAAGUAGCCCGGAGAGAAAGGCUGCAGAGGAUCCCAAAAAGAAGAAGAAGAAGCAAAGGCAAAGUAGCCCGGAAAGAACGGCUGCAGAGGAUUCCAAGAAGAAGAAGAAGGAGCAAAGGCAAAAUAGCCCGGAGAGAAAGGCUGCAGAGGAUCCCAAGAAGAAGAAGAAGCAAAGGCAAAGUAGCCCGGAGAGAAAGGCUGCAGAGGAUCCCAAGAAAAAGAAGAAGCAAAGACAAAAAAAUCCGGAGAGAAAGGCUGCAGAGGAUCCCAAGAAGAAGAAGAAGCAAAGGCAAAGUAGCCCGGAGAGAAAGGCUGCAGAGGAUCCCAAGAAGAAGAAGAAGCAAAGGCAAAGUAGCCCGGAGAGAAAGGCGGCAGAGGAUCCCAAGAAGAAGAAGAAGCAAAGGCAAAAUAGCCCGGAGAGAAAGGCUGCAGAGGAUCCCAAGGAGAAGAAGAAGCAAAGGCAAAGCAGCCCGGAGAGAAAGGCUGCAGAGGAUCCCAAGAAGAAGAAGAAGCAAAGGCAAAGUAGCCCGGAGAGAAAGGCUGCAGAGGAUCCCAAGAAGAAGAAGAAGAAGAAGAAGCAAAAUAGCCCGGAGAGAAAGGCUGCAGAAGAUCCCAAGAAGAAGAAGCAAAGGCAAAGUAGCCCGGAGAGAAAGGCUGCAGAGGACUCCAAGAAGAAGAAGAAGCAAAGGCAAAAUAGCCCGGAGAGAAAGGCUGCAGAGGAUCCCAAGAAGAAGAAGAAGCAAAGGCAAAAUAGCCCGGAGAGAAAGACUGCAGAAGAUCCCAAGAAGAAGAAGAAGCAAAGGCAAAAGAGCCCGGAGAGAAACAUUGCAGAGGAUCCCAAGAAGAAGAAGAAGCAAAGGCAAAGUAGCCCGGAGAGAAAGAUUGCAGAGGCUGCAGAGGAUCCCAAGAAGAAGAAGAAGCAAAGGCAAAAUAGCCCGGAGAGAAAGACUGCAGAGGCUGCAGAGGAUCCCAAGAAGAAGAAGAAGCAAAGGCAAAGUAGCCCGGAGAGAAAGGCUGCAGAGGAUCCCAAGAAGAAGAAGAAGCAAAAGCAAAGUAGCCCGGAGAGAAAGAUUGCAGAGGAUCCCAAGAAGAAGAAGCAAAGGCAAAGUAGCCCGGAGAAAGAUUGUAGAGGAUCCCAAGAAGAAGAAGCAAGUAGCCCGGAGAGAAAGGCUGCAGAGGAUCCCAAGAAGAAGAAGAAGCAAAGGCAAAGUAGCCCGGAGAGAAAGACUGCAGAGGAUCCCAAGAAGAAGCACGGAGAGAAAGGCUGCAGAGGUCCCAAGACAAAGAAGAAGCAAAGGCAAAAAAGCCCGGAGAGAAAGGCUGCAGAUGAGCCCAAGAACAAGAAGAAGAAGCAAAGGCUAAGUAGUCCGGAGAGAAAGGCUGUAGAGGAUCCCAAGAAGAAGAAGAAGCAAAGGCAAAAUAGCCCGGAGAGAAAGGCUGCAGAGGAUCCCAAGAAAAAGAAGAAGCAAAGGCAAAAAAGCCCGGAGAGAAAGGCUGCAGAGGAUCCCAAGAACAAGAAGAAGAAGCAAAGGCAAAAGAGUCCGGAGAGAAAGGCUGCAGAGGACCACAAGAAGAAGAAGCAAAGGCAAAAUAGCCCGGAGAGAAAGGCUGCAGAGGAUCCCAAGAAGAAGAAGCAAAGGCAAAGUAGCCCGGAGAGAAAGACUGCAGAGGAUCUCAAGAAGAAGAAGAAGAAGAAGCAAAGGCAAAGUAGCCCGGAGAGAAAGGCUGCAGAGGAUCUCAAGAAGAAGAAGAAGCAAAGGCAAAGUAGCUCGGAGAGAAAGGCUGCAGAGGAUCCCAAGAAGAAGAAGAAGAAGGAAAGGCAAAAUUGCCCGGAGAGAAAGGCUGCAGAGGAUCCCAAGAAGAAGAAGCAAAGGCAAAACAACCCGGAGAGAAAGGCUGCAGAGGAUCCCAAGAAGAAGAAGAAGCAAAGGCAAAGUAGCCCGGAACGAAAGGCUGCAGAGGAUCCCAACAAGAAGAAGAAAAAGAAGAAGAAGAAGAAGCAAAGGCAAAGUAGUCCGGAGAGAAAGGCUGCAGAGGAUCACAAGAAGAAGAAGAAGCAAAGGCAAAAGAGCCCGGCUGCAGAGGAUCCCAAGAAGAAGAAGAAUAAGAAGAAGCAAAGGCAAGCAAGACCGGAGAGAAAGGUUGCAGAGGAUACCAAGAAGAAGAAGAAGCAAAGACAAAAUAAUCCGGAGAGAAAGGCUGUAGAAGAUCCCAAGAAGAAGAAGCAAAGGCAAAGUAGCCCGGAGAGAAAGGCUGCAGAGGAUCCCAAGAAGAAGCAGAAGCAAAGGCAAAGUAGCCCGGAGAGAAAAGCUGCAGAGGAUCCCAAGAAGAAGAAGAAGCAAAGGCAAAGUAGCCCGGAGAGAAAGGCUGCAGAGGAUCCCAAGAAGAAGAAGAAGCAAAGGCAAAGUAGCCGGGAGAGAAAGAUUGCAGAGGAUCCCAAGAAGAAGAAGAAGCAAAGGCAAAGUAGCCCGGAGAGAAAGGCUGCAGAGGAUCCUAAGAAAAAGAAGAAGCAAAGACAAAAAAGUCCGGAGAGAAAGGUUGCAGAGGAUUCCAAGAAGAAGAAGAAGAAGAAGAAGCACAGGCAAAGUAGCCCGGAGAGAAAGGCUGCAGAGGAUCCCAAGAAGAAGAAGCAAAGGCAAAGUAGCCCGGAGAGAAAGUCUGCAGAGGAUCCCAAGAAGAAGAUUAAGCAAAGGCAAAGUAGCCCGGAGAAAGAUUGUAGAGGAUCCCAAGAAGAAGAAGCAAACCAAAGUAGCCCGGAGAGAAAGGCUGCAGAGGAUCUCAAGAAGAAGAAGAAGCAAAGGCAAAGUAGCACGGAGAGAAAGGCUGCAGAGGAUCCCAAGAAGAAGAAGAAGCAAAGUCAAAAUAGUCCGGAGAGAAAGGCUGUAGAGGAUCCCAAGAAGAAGAAGCAAAGGCAAAAUAGCCCGGAGAGAAACGCUGCAGAGGAUCCCAAGAAGAAGAAGCAGCAAAGCCAAAAUAGCCCGGAGAGAAAGGCUGCAGAGGAUCCCAAGAAGAAGAAGAAGCAAAGGCAAAGUAGCCCGGAGAGAAAGGUUACAGAGGAUCCCAUCAAGAAGAAGAAGCAAAGGCAAAGUAGCCCGGAGAGAAAGGCUGCAGAGGAUCCCAAGAAGAAGCAAAGGCAAAGUAGCCCGGAAAGAAAGGCUACAGAGGAUCCCAAGAAGAAGAAGAAGAAGCAAAAGCAAAUAAGGCCGGAGAGAAAUGCUGAGGAUCCCAAGAAGAAGAAGAAGCAAAGGCAAAAUAGCCCGGAGAGAAAGGCUGCAGAGGAUCCCAAGGAGAAGAAGAAGCAAAGGCAAAGUAGCCCGGAGAGAAAGGCUGCAGAGGAUCCCAAGAAGAAGAAGAAGCAAAGGCAAAGUAGCCCGGAGAGAAAGGCUGUAGAGGAUCCCAAGAAGAAGAAGCAAAGGCUAAGUAGUCCGGAGAGAAAGGCUGCAGAGGAUCCCAAGAAGAAGAAGAAGCAAAGGCAAAGUAGCCCGGAGAGAAAGAUUGCAGAGGAUCCCAAGAAGAAGAAGAAGAAGCAAAGGCAAAGUAGCCCGGAGAGAAAGGCUGCAGAGGAUCCCAGGAAGAAGAAGAAGCUAAGGCAAAAUAGGCAAAGUAGCCCGGAGAGAAAGGCUGCAGAGGAUCCUAAGAAGAAGAAGAAGAAGCAAAGUCAAAGUAGCCCGGAGAGAAAGGCUGCAGAGGAUACCAAGAAGAAGAAGAAGAAGAAGCAAAGGCAAGUUGCAGAGGAUCCCAAGAAGACGAAGAAGCAAAGGCAAAGUAGCCCGGAGAGAAAGGCUGCAGAGGAUCCCAAGAAGAAGAAGCAAAGGCAAAGUAGCCCGGAGAGAAGGGCUGCAGAGGAUCCCAAGAAGAAGAAGAAGCAAAGGCAAAGUAGUCCGGAGAGAAAGGCUACAGAGGAUCCCAAGAAGAAGAAGCAAAGGCAAAGUAGCCAGGAGAGAAGGGCUACAGAGGAUCCCAAGAAGAAGAAGAAAAAGAAGAAGAAAAAGAAGAAGCAAAGGCAAAGUAGCCCGGAGAGAAAGGCUGCAGAGGAUCCCAAGAAGAAGAAGAAGCCAAGGCAAAGUAGCCCGGAGAGAAAGGCUGCAGAGGAUCCCAAGAAGAAGAAGAAGCAAAGGCAAAGUAGCCUGGAGAGAAAGGCUGCAGAGGAUCCCAAGAAGAAGAAGGAGCAAAGGCAAAGUAGCCCGGAGAGAAAGGCUGUAGAGGAUCCCAAGAAGAAGAAGAAGAAGCAAAGGCAAAAUAGCCCGGAGAGAAAGGCUGCAGAGGAUCCCAAGAAGAAGAAGAAGCAAAGGCAAAAUAGCCCGGAGAGAAAGGCUGCAGAGGAUGAUCCCAAGAAGAAGAAGAAGCAAAGACAAAAUAGCCCGGAGAGAAAGGCUGCAGAGGAUCCCAAGAAGAAGAAGAAUCAAAGGCAAAGUGGCCCGGAGAGAAAGGCUGCAGAGGAUCCCAAGAAGAAGAAGCAAAGACAAAGUAGCCCGGAGAGAAAGGCUGCAGAGGCUGCAGAGGAUCCCAAGAAGAAGAAGAAGCAAAGGCAAAAGAGCCCGGAGAGAAAGGCUGCAGAGGAUCCCAAGAAGAAGAAGAAGCAGCAAAGGCAAAGUAGCCCGGAGAGAAAGGCUGCAGAGGAUCCCAAGAAGAAGAAGAAGAAGAAGCGAAGGCAAAGUAGCCCGGAGAGAAAGGCUGCAGAGUAUCCCAAGAAGAAGAAGCAAAGGCAAAGUGGCCCGGAGAGAAAGGCUGCAGAGGAUCCCAAGAAGAAGAAGAAGCAAAGGCAAAAUAGCCCGGAGAGAAAGGCUGCAGAGUAUCCCAAGAAGAAGAAGAAGAAGCAAAAGCAAAGUAGCCCGGAGAGCAAGGAUGCAGAGGAUCCCAAGAAGAAGAAGAAGCAAAGGCAAAGUAGCCCGGGGAGAAAGGCUGCAGAGGAUCCCAAGAAGAAGAAGAAGAAAAGGCAAAGUAGCCCGGAGAGAAAGGCUGCAGAGGAUCCCAAGAAGAAGAAGAAGCAAAGGCAAAGUAUUGGUAGCCCGGAGAGAAAGGCUGCAGAGGAUCCCAAGAAGAAGAAGCAAAGGCAAAGUAGCCGGGAGAGAAAGGCUGCAGAGGAUCCCAAGAAGAAGAAGAAGCAAAGGCAACGUAGCCCGGAGAGAAAGGCUGCAGAGGAUUCCAAGAAGAAGAAGAAGCAAAGGCAAAAAAGUCCGGAGAGAAAGGCUGCAGAGGAUCCCAAGAAGAAGAAGAAGCAAAGAAAAAAAAGCCCGGAGAGAAAGGCUGCAGAGGAUCCCAAGAAGAAGAAGAAGCAAAGGCAAAUGAGCCCGGAGAGAAAGGCUGCAGAGGAUCCCAAGAAGAAGAAGAAGCAAAAGCAAAGUAGCCCGCAGAGAAAGGCUGCAGAGGAUCCCAAGAAGAAGAAGCACAGGCAAAGUAGCCCGGAGAGAAAGGCUGCAGAGGAUCCCAAGAAGAAGAAGAAGCAAAGGCAAAGUAGCCCGGAGAGAAAGGCUGUAGAGGAUCCCAAGAAGAAGAAGCCAAGGCAAAGUAGUCCGGAGAGAAAGGCUGCAGAGGAUCCCAAGAAGAAGAAGAAGCAAAGGCAAAGUAGCCCGGAGAGAAGGGCUAUAGAGGGUCCCAAGAAGAAGGAGCAAAGGCAAAGUAUUGGUAGCCCGGAGAGAAAGGCUGCAUUGGAUCCCAAGAAGAAGAAGAAGCAAAGGCAAAGUAGCCCGGAGAGAAAGGCUAUAGAGGAUCCCAAGAAGAAGAAGCAAAGGCAAAGUAGUCCGCAGAGAAAGGCUGCAGAGGAUCCCAAGAAGAAGAAGAAGAAAAAGAAGAAGAAGAAAAGGCAAAGUAGCCCGGAGGGAAAGGCUGCAGAGGAUCCCAAGAAGAAGAAGAAGCCAAGGCAAAGUAGCCCGGAGAGAAAGGCUGCAGAGGAUUUCAAGAAGAAGAAGCAAAGUAGCCCGGAGAGAAAGGCUGCAGAGGAUCCCAAGAAGAAGAAGAAGAAGCAAAGGCAAAGUGGCCCGGAGAGAAAGGCUGCAGAGGAUCCCAAGAAGAAGAAGAAACAAAGGCAAAAUAGCCCGGAGAGAAAGGCUGCAGAGGAUCCCAAGAAGAAGAAGAAGCAAAGGAAAACUGGCCCGGAGAGAAAGGCUGCAGAGGACGCCAAGAAGAAGAAGCAAAGGCAAAGUAGCCCGGAGAGAAAGGUUGCAGAGGAUCCCAAGAAGAAGAAGCAAAGGCAAAGUAGCCCGGAGAGAAAGGUUGCAGAGGAUCCCAAGAAGAAGAUGCAAAGGCAAAAUAGUCCGGAGAGAAAGGCUGCAGAGGAUCCCAAGAAGAAGAAGAAGCAAAGACAAAGUAGCCCGGAGAGAAAGGCUGCAGAGGAUCCCAAGAAGAAGAAGGAAGCAAAGGCUGCAGAGGAUCCCAAGAAGAAGAAGAAGAAAAGGCAAAGUAGCCCGGAGAGAAAGGUUGCAGAAGAUCCCAAGAAGAAGAAGAAGCCAAGGCAAAAUAGUCCGGAGAGAAAGACUGCAGAGGAUCCCAAGAAGAAGAAGGCUGCAGAGGAUCCCAAGAAGAAGAAGAAGCAAAGGCAAAGUAGCCAGGAGAGAAAGACUGCAGAGGAUCCCAAGAAGAAGAAGGAAGCAAAGGAUCCCAAGAAGAAGAAGCAAAGGCAAAGUAUUGGUAAGGCUGUCAAGGAUCCCAAGAAGAACAAGAAGCAAAGGCAAAGGAGUCCGGAGAGAAAAGCUGCAGAGGAUCCCAAGAAGAAGAAGCAAAGGCAAAGUAGCCCGGAGAGAAAGGCUGCAGAGGAUCCCAAGAAGAAGAAGAAGCAAAGGCAAAGUAGCCCGGAGAGAAAGGCUGCAGAGGACCCCAAGAAGAAGAAGAAGCAAAGGAAAAGUAGCCCGGAGAGAAAGGCUGCAGAGGAUCCCAAGAAGAAGAAGCCAAGGCAAAGUAGCCCGAAGAGAAAGGUUGCAGAGGAUCCUAAAAAGAAGAAGAGGAAGCAAAGGCAAAGUAGUCCGGAGAGAAAGGCUGCAGAGGAUCCCAAGAAGAAGAAGAAGCAAAGGCAAAGUAACACGGAGAGAAAGGCUGCAGAGGAUCCCAAGAAGAAGAAGCAAAGGCAAAGUAGCCCUACAGAGGAUCCCAAGAAGAAGAAGAAGCAAAGGCAAUCUAGCUCGGAGAGAAAGGCUGUAGAGGAUCCCAAGAAGAAGAAGAGGCAAAGGCAAAGUAGUCCGGAGAGAAAGGCUGCAGAGGAUCCAAAGAAGAAGGAGAAGCAAAGGCAAAGCAGCUCGGAGAGAAAGGUUGCAGAGGAUUUCAAGAAGAAGAAGAAGACGAAACAAAGGCAAAAGAGUCCGGAGAGAAAGGCUGCAGAGGACCCCAAGAAGAAGAAGCAAAGGCAAAGUAGUCUGGAGAGAAAGGCUGCAGAGGAUCCCAAGCAGAAGAAGAAGCAAAGACAAAGUAGCCCGGAAAGAACGGCUGCAGAGGAUCCCAAGAAGAAGAAGAAGCAAAGGCAAACUAGCCCGGAGAGAAAGGCUGCAGAGGAUCCCAAGAAGAAGAAGAAGCAAAGGCAAAGUAGAAAGCUUGCAGAGGAUCCCAAGAAGAAGAAGAAGCAAAGGCAAAGUAGCCCGGAGAGAAAGGCUGCAGAAGAUCCCAAGAAGAAGAAGCAAAGGCAAAGUAGCGAGGAGAGAAAGGCUGCAGAGGAUCCCAAGAAAAAGAAGCAAAGGCAAAAUAGCCCGGAGAGAAAGGCUGCAGAAGAUCGCAAGAAGAAGAAGAAGAAGAAGCAAAGGCAAAGUAGCCCGGAGAGAAAGGCUGCAAAGGAUCCCAAGAAGAAGAAGAAGAAGCAAAGGCAAAGUAGCCCGGAGAGAAACGCUGCAGAGGAUCCCAAGAAAAAGAAGAAGCAAAGGCAAAGCAAAGUGGCCCGGAGAGAAAGGCUGCAGAGUGCAGAGGAUCCCAAGAAGAAGAAGAAGCAAAGGCAAAAGAGCUCGCAGAGAAAGGCUGCAGAGGACCCCAAGAAGAAGAAGAAGCAAAGCCAAAAAAGUCCGGAGAGAAAGGCUGCAGAGGAUCCCAAGAAGAAAAAGCAAAGACAAAGUAGCCCUGCAGAGGAUCCCAAGAAGAAGAAGCAAAGGCAAAGUAGUCCGGAGAGAAAGGCUGCAGAGGAUCCCAAGAAGAAGAAGAAGAAGAAGCAAAGGCAACGGAGAAAGGCUGCAGAGGAUCCCAAAAAGAAGAACAAGCAAAGGCAAAGUAGUCCGCAGAGAAAGAAUGCAGAGGAUCCCAAGAAGAAGAAGCAAAGGCAAAGAAGUCCGGAGAGAAAGACUGCAGAGGAUCCCAAGAAGAGGAAGCAAAGGCAAAGUAGCCCGGAGAGAAAGGCUGCAGAGGAUCACAAGAAGAAGAAGAAGAAAAGGCAAAGUAGCCCGGAAAGAAAGGCUGCAGAGGAUCCCAAGAAGAACAAGCAAAGGCAAAGUAGCCCGGAGAGAAAGGCUGCAGAGGAUCCAAAGAAGAAUAAGAAGCAAAGGCAACGUAGCCCGGAGAGAAAGACUACAGAGGAUCCCAAGAAGAAGAAGAAGAAGCAAAGGCAAAGUAUUGGUAGCCCGGAGAGAAAGGUUGUAGAGGAUCACAAGAAGAACAAGAAGCAAAGGCAAACUAGACCGGAGAGAAAGGCUGCAGAGGAUUCCAAGAAGAAGAAGAAGCAAAGGCAAAGUAGCCCGGAGAGAAAGGAGAGAAAGGCUGCAGAGGAACCCAAGAAGAAGAAGAAUCAAAAGCAAAGUAUUGGUAGCCCGGAGAGAAAGGCUGCAUUGGAUCCCAAGAAGAAGAAGAAGCAAAGGCAAAGUAGCCCGGAGAGAAAGGCUGCAGAGGAUCCCAAGAAGAAGAAGCCAAGGCAAAGUAGCCCGGAGAGAAAGGCUGCAGAGGAUCCCAAGCAGAAGAAGAAGAGGCAAAGGCAAAGUAGUCCGGAGAGAAAGGCUGCAGAGGAUCCCAAGAAGAAGAAGCAAAGGCAAAGCAGCUCGGAGAGAAAGGUUGCAGAGGAUUCCAAGAAGAAGAAGACGAAGCAAAGGCAAAAGAGUCCGGAGAGAAAGGCUACAGAGGAUCCCAAGACGAAGAAGAAGUCAAGGCAAACUAGCCCGGAGAGAAAGGCUGCAGAGGAUCCUAAGAAGAAGAAGAAGCAAAGGCAAAGUAGUCCGGAGAGAAAGGCGGCAGAGGAUCCCAAGAAGAAGAAGAAGCAAAGGCAAAGUAGAAAGGUUGCAGAGGAUCCCAAGAAGAAGAAGAAGCAAAGACAAAGUAGCCCGGAAAGAACGGCUGCAGAGGAUUCCAAGAAGAAGAAGAAGCAAAGGCAAACUAGCCCGGAGAGAAAGGCUGCAGAGGAUCCCAAGCAGAAGAAGAAGCAAAGGCAAAGUAGAAAGGUUGCAGAGGAUCCCAAGAAGAAGAAGAAGCAAAGGCAAAGUAACCCGGAGAGAAAGGCUGCAGAAGAUCGCAAGAAGAAGAAGAAGCAAAGGCAAAGUAGCACGGAGAGAAAGGCUGCAGAGGAUCCCAAGAAGAAGAAGAAGAAGCAAAGGCAAAGUAUUGAUAGCCCGGAGAGAAAGGCUACAGAGGAUCCCAAGAAGAAGAAGAAGCAAAGGCAAAGUAGCCCGGAGAGAAAGGCUGCAGAGGCUGCAGAGGACAAGAAGAAGAAGAAGAAGCAAAGGCAAAAUAGCCCGGAGAGAAAUGCUGUAGAGGAUCCCAAGAAGAAGAAGAAGCAAAGGCAAAGUAGCCCGGAGAGAAAGGCUGCAGAGGAUCCCAAAAAGAAGAAGCAAAGGCAAAGUAGCCCGGAGAGAAAGGCUGCAGAAGAUCCCAAGAAGAAGAAGAAGCAAAGGCAAAGUAGCCCGGAGAGAAAGGCUGCAGAGGCAAAGAAGUCCGGAGAGAAAGGCUGCAGAGGAUCCCAAGAAGAAGAAGAGGAAGCAAAGGCAAAGCAGCCCGAGAGAAAGGCUGCAGAGGAUCCCAAGAAGAAGAAGCAAAGGCAAAGUAGCCCUGCAGAGGAUCCGAAGAAGAAGAAGAAGCAAAGGCAAAACAGCCUGGAGAAUAAGGCUAUAGAGGAUCCCAAGAAGAAGAAGAAGCAAAGGCAAACUAGCCUGGAGAGAAAGGCUGCAGAGGAUCCCAAGCAGAAGAAGAAGAGGCAAAGGCAAAGUAGUCCGGAGAGAAAGGCUGCAGAGGAUCCCAAGAAGAAGAAGCAAAGGCAAAGCAGCUCGGAGAGAAAGGUUGCAGAGGAUUCCAAGAAGAAGAAGAAGACGAAGCAAAGGCAAAAGAGUCCGGAGAGAAAGGCUGCAGAGGACCCCAAGAAGAAGAAGCAAAGGCAAAGGAGUCCGGAGAGAAAAGCUGCAGAGGAUCCCAAGAAGAAGAAGAAGCAAAGGCAAAGUAGAAAGGUUGCAGAGGAUCCCAAGAAGAAGAAGCAAAGACAAAGUAGCCCGGAAAGAACGGCUGCAGAGGAUUCCAAGAAAAAGAAGAAGAAGAAGAAGCAAAGGCAAACUAGCCCGGAGAGAAAGGCUGCAGAGGAUUCCAAGAAGAAGAAGAAGCCAAGGCAAAGUAGCCCGGAGAGAAAGGCUGCAGAGGAUCCCAAGAAGAAGAAGAAGAAGCAAAAGCAAAGUAGCCCGGCUGCAGAGGAUCCCAAGGAGAAGAAGAAGCAAAGGCAAAGUAGCCCGGAGAGAAAGGCUGCAGAGGAUCCCAAGAAGAAGAAGAAGCAAAGGAGCCCGGAGAGAAAGAGAGAUCCCAAGAAGAAGAAGCAAAGGAGCCCGGAGAGAAAGGUUGCAGAGGAUCCCAAAAAGAAGAAGAAGCAAAGGCAAAGUAGCCCGGAGAGAAAGGCUGCGCAGAAGAUCGCAAGAAGAAGAAGAAGAAGCAAAGGCAAAGUAGCCCGGAGAGAAAGGCUGCAGAGGAUGAAGCAAAGGCAAAAUAGCCCGGAGAGAAAGGCCGCAGAGGAUCCCAAGAAGAAGAAGAAGACGCAAAGCCAAAGUAGUCCGGAGAGAAAGGCUGCAGAAGCUUCCAAGAAGAAGAACAAGCAAAGGCAAAAGAGCCCGGAGAGAAAGGCUGCAGAGGAUCCCAAGAAGAAGAAGCAAAGGCAAAGUAGUCCGGAGAGAAAGGCUGCAGAGGAUCCCAAGAAGAAGAAGCAAAGGCAAAAUAGCCUGGAGAGAAAGGCUGCAGAGGAUCCCAAGAAGAAGAAGAAGCAAAGGCAAAGUAGCCCGGAGAGUAUGGCUAUAGAGGAUCCCAAGAAGAAGAAGAAGCAAAGGCAACCUAGCCCGGAGAGAAAGGCUGCAGAGGAUCCCAAGAAGAAGAAGAGACAAAGGCAAAGUAGUCCGGAGAGAAAGGCUGCAGAGGAUCCCAAGAAGAAGAAGAAGCAAAGGCAAAGCAGCUCGGAGAGAAAGGUUGCAGAGGAUUCCAAGAAGAAGAAGAAGAAGCAAAAGCAAAAGGGUCCGGCUGCAGAGGAUCCCAAGAAGAAGAAGAAGCAAAGGCAAAGUAGCCCGGAGAGAAAGGCUGCAGAAUAUCCCAAGAAGAAGAAGAAGCAAAGGCAAAGUAGAAAGAUUGCAGAGGAUCCCAAGAAGAAGAAGAAGCAAAGACAAAGUAGCACGGAAAGAACGGCUGCAGAGGAUUCCAAGAAGAAGAAGAAGAAGCAAAGGCAAACUAGCCCGGAGAGAAAGGCUGCAGAGGAUCCCAAGAAGAAGAAGAAGCAAAGGCAAAAAAGAAAGGUUGCAGAGGAUCCCAAGAAGAAGAAGCAAAGGCAAAGUAGCCCGGAGAGAAAGGCUGCAGAAGAUCCCAAGAAGAAGAAGCAAAGGCAAAGUAGCGAGGAGAGAAAGGCUGCAGAGGAUCCCAAGAAAAAGAAGCAAAGGCAAAAUAGCCCGGAGAGAAAGGCUGCAAAUGAUCGCAAGAAGAAGAAGAAGAAGCAAAGGCAAAGUAGCCCGGAGAGAAAGGCUGCAGAGGAUCCCAAGAAGAAGAAGAAGCAAAGGCAAAGUAGCCCGGAGAGAAAGGCUGCAGAGGAUCCCAAGAAGAAGCAGCAAAGGCGAAGUAGCGAGGAGAGAAAGGCUGCAGAGGCUGCAGAGGAUCCCAAGAAGAAGAAGAAGAAGCAAAGGCAAAGUAGUUCGGAGAGAAAGGCUGCAGAGGAUCCCAAGAAGAAGAAGCAAAGGCAAAGUAGCCCGGAGAGAAAGGCUGCAGAGGAUCCCAAAAAGAAGAAGCAAAGGCAAAGUAUCCCGGAGAGAAAGGCUGCAGAAGAUCCCAAGAAGAAGAAGAAGCAAAGGCAAAGUAGUCCGGAGAGAAAGGCUGCAGAGGAUCCCACGAAGAAGAAGAAGAAGCAAAGCCAAAGUAGCCCGGAGAGAAAUGCUGCAGAGGAUCCCAAGAAGAAGAAGAAGGAAAAGAAGAAGAAGAAGCAAAGGCAAAGUAGCCCGGAGAGAAAGACUGCAGAAGAUCCCAAGAAGAAGAAAAAGCAAAGGCAAAGUAGUCCUGCAGAGGAUCCCAAGAAGAAGAAGAAGCAAAGGCAAAGUAGCCCGGAGAGAAAAGCUACAGAGGACCCCAAGAAGAACACGAAGAAGAAGCAAAGGCAAAAUAGCCCGGAGAGAAAAGCUACAGAGGACCCCAAGAAGAAGACGAAGAAGAAGCAAAGGCAAAAUAGCCCGGAGAGAAAGGCUGCAGAGGAUCCCAAGAAAAAGAAGAAGCAAAGGCAAAAUAGCCCGGAGAGAAAGGCUGCAGAGGAUCCCAAGAAGAAGAAGAAGCAAAGGCAAAGUAGUGGUAGCCCGGAGAGAAAGGCUGCAUUGGAUCCCAAGAAGAAGCAGCAAAGGCAAAAGAAACCGGAGAGAAAGGCUGCAGAGGAUCCCAAGAAGAAGAAGAAGCAAAGACAAAAUAGCCCGGAGAGAAAGGCUGCAGAGGAUCCCAAGAAGAAGAAGAAGAAGCAAAGGCAAAGUAACACGGAGAGAAAGGCUGCAGAGGAUCCCAAGAAGAAGAAGAAGAAGCAAAGCCAAAGUAGCCCGGAGAGAAAGGCUGCAGAGAGAAAGGCUAUAGAGGGUCCCAAGAAGAAGGAGCAAAGGCAAAGUAGCCCGGAGAGAAAAGCUGCAGAAGAUCCCAAGAAGAAGAAGAAGCAAAGGCAAAGUAGCCCGAAGAGAAAGGCUGCAGAGGAUCCCAAGAAGAAGAAGAAGCAAAGGCAAAGUAGCCCGGAGAGAAAGGCUGCAGAGGCUGCAGAGGAUCCCAAGAAGAAGAAGAAGAAGCAAAGGCAAAAGAGCCCGGCUGCAGAAGAUCCCAAGAAGAAGAAGAAGCAAAGCCAAAGUAACCCGGAGAGAAAGGCUGCAGAGGAUCCCAAGAAGAAGAAGAAGAAGCAAAGGCAAAAGAGCCCGGAGAGAAAGGCUGCAGAGGAUCCCAAGAAGAAGAAGAAGCAGCAAAGGCAAAGUAGCCCGGAGAGAAAGGCUGCAGAGGCUUCCAAGAAGAAGAAGCAAAGGCAAAGUAGCCCGGAGAGAAAGACUGCAGAGGAUCCCAAGAAGAAGAAGAAGCAGCAAAGCAAAAGUAGCCCGGAGAGAAAGGCUGCAGAGGAUCCCAAGAAGAAGAAGAAGCAAAGGCAAAGUAGCCCGAAGAGAAAGGCUGCAGAGGAUCCCAAGGAGAAGAAGAAGCAAAGGCAAAAAAGCCCGGAGAGAAAGGCUGCAGAGGAUCCCAAGAAGAAGAAGCAAAGGCAAAGUAGCCCGGAGAGAAAGGUUGCAGAGGCUGCAGAGGAUCCCAAGAAGAAGAAGAAGCAAAGGCAAACUAGCCCGGAGAGAAAGGCUGCAGAGGAUCCCAAGAAGAAGAAGAAGCAAAAGCAAAGUAGCCCGGAGAGAAAGGCUGUAGAGGAUCCCAAGAAGAAGAAGCCAAGGCAAAGUAGUCCGGAGAGAAAGGCUGCAGAGGAUCCCAAGAAGAAGAAGAAGCAAAGAUACAAUAGCCCGGAGAGAAAGGCUGCAGAGGAUCCCAAGAAGAAGAAGAAGCAAAGGCAAAGUGGCCCAGAGAGAAAGGCUGCAGAGGAUCCCAAGAAGAAGAAGCAAAGGCAAAGUGGCCCAGAGAGAAAGGCUGCAGAGGAUCCCAAGAAGAAGAAGAAGCAAAGACAAAGUAGCCCGGAGAGAAAGGCUGCAGAGGCUGCAGAGGGUCCCAAGAAGAAGAAGAAGCAAAGGCAAAGUGGCCCGGAGAGAAAGGCUGCAGAGGAUCCCAAGAAGAAGAAGAAGAAGAAGCAAAGGCAAAGUAGCCCGGAGAGAAAGGCUGCAGAGAAUCCCAAGAAGAAGAAGCAAAGGCAAAAUAGCCCGGAGAGAAAGGUUGCAGAGGAUCCCAAGAAGAAGAUGCAAAGGCAAAAUAGUCCGGAGAGAAAGUCUGCAGAGGAUCCCAAGAAGAAGAAGAAGCAAAGGCAAAACAGCCCGGAGAGAAAGGCUGCAGAGGAUCCCAAGAAGAAGAAGAAGCAAAGGCAAAGUAGCCCGGAGAGAAAGACUGCAGAAGAUCCCAAGAAGAAGAAGAAGCAAAGGCAAAGUAGCCAGGAGAGAAAGACUGCAGAGGAUCCCAAGAAGAAGAAGGAAGCAAAGGCGAAAAAGCAAAGUAGCCAGGAGAGAAAGACUGCAGAGGAUCCCAAGAAGAAGAAGGAUGCAAAGGCGAAAAAGUCCGGAGAGAAGGCUAUAGAGGAUCCCAAGAAGAUCAAGAAGCAAAGGCAAAGUAGUCCGGAGAGAAAGGCUGCAGAGGAUCCCAAGAAGAAGAAGCAAAGGCAAAGUAGUCCGGAGAGAAAGGUUGCAGAGGAUCCCAAGAAGAAGAAGAAGAAGCAAAGGCAACGUAGCCCGGAGAGAAAGGCUGCAGAGGAUCCCAAGAAGAAGAAGCCAAGGCAAAGUAGCCCGGAGAGAAAGGCUGCAGAGGAUUUCAAGAAGAAGAAGCAAAGGCAAAGUAGCCCGGAGAGAAAGGCUGCAGAGGAUCUCAAGAAGAAGAAGAAGCAAAGACAAAAUAGCCCGGAGAGAAAGGCUGCAGAGGAUCCCAAGAAGAAGAAGAAGCAAAGACAAAGUAGCCCGGAGAGAAAGGCUGCAGAGGAUCCCAAGAAGAAGAAGUACAGGCAAAGUAGCCCGGAGAGAAAGGCUGCAGAGGAUCCCAAGAAGAAGAAGAAGCAAAGGCAAAGUAGCCCGGAGAGAAAGGCUGCAGAGGAUCCCAAGAAGAAGAAAAAGCAGCAAAGAAAACGUAGCCCGGAGAGAAAGGCUGCAGAGGUUGCAGAGGAUCCCAAGAAGAAGAAGCAAAGGCAAAGUAGCCCGGAGAGAACGGCUGCAGAGGAUCCCAAGAAGAAGAAGAAGAAAAGGCAAAGUAGCCCGGAGAGAAAGGCUGUAGAGGAUCCCAAGAAGAACAAGCAAAGGCAAAGUAGCCCGGAGAGAAAGACUGCAGAGGAUCCCAAGAAGAAGAAGAAGCAAAGGCAAAGUAUUGGUAGCCCGGAGAGAAAGGCUGCAGAGGAUCCCAAGAAGAAUAAGAAGCAAAGGCAAAGGAGUCCGGAGAGAUUAGCUACAGAGGAUCCCAAGAAGAAGAAGCAAAGGCAAAGUAGCCCGGAGAGAAAGGCUGCAGAGGAUCCCAAGAAGAAGAAGAAGCAAAGGCAAAGUAGCCCGGAGAGAAAGGCUGCAGAGGCAAAGCAGCCCGGAGAGAAAGGCCAAGAAGAAGAGGAUCCCAAGAAGAAGAAGAAGAAGCAGAGGCAAAGUAGCCCGGAGAGAAAGGCUGCAGAGGAUCCCAAGAAGAAGAAGAAGCAAAGGCAAAGUAGUGGUAGCCCGGAGAGAAAGGCUGCAUUGGAUCCCAAGAAGAAGCAGCAAAGGCAAAAGAAACCGGAGAGAAAGGCUGCAGAGGACCCCAAGAAGAAGAAGAAGCAACGACAAAAUAGCCCGGAGAGAAAGGCUGCAGAGGAUCCCAAGAAGAAGAAGAAGCAAAGGCAAAGUAACACGGAGAGAAAGGCUGCAGAGGAUCCCAAGAAGAAGAAGAAGCAAAGGCAAAGUAGGCCGGAGAGAAAGGCUGCAGAGGAUCCCAAGAAGAAGAAGAAGCAAAGGAAAAGUAACACGGAGAGAAAGGCUGCAGAGGAUCCCAAGAAGAAGAAGCAAAGGCAAAGUAGCCCGGAGAGAAAGGCUGCAGAGGAUCCCAAGAAGAAGAAGAAGCAAAGGCAAAGUAGCCCGGAGAGAAAGGCUGCAGAGGAUCCCAAGAAGAAGAAGAAGAAGCAAAGGCAAAGUAGCCGGGAGAGAAAGGCUGCAGAGGAUCCCAAGAAGACGAAGAACCAAAAGCAAAAUAGCCCGGAGAGAAAGGCUGCAGAGGAUCCCAAGAAGAAGAAGCAAAGGCAAAGUAGCCCGGAGAGAAAGGCUAUAGAGGGGUCCCGGAGAGAAAGGCUGCAGACGAUCCCAAGAAGAAGAAGAAGCAAAGGCAAAAGAGCCCGGAGAGAAAGGCUGCAGAGGAUGAAGCAAAGGCAAAAUAGCCCGGAAAGAAAGGCUGCAGAGGAUCCCAAGAAGAAGAAGAAGCAAAGGCAAAGUAGCCCGGAGAGAAAGGCUGCAGAGGAUCCCAAGAAGAAGAAGCAAAGGCAAAACAGCCCGGAGAGAAAGGCUGCAGAGGAUCCCAAGAAGAAGAAGCAAAUGCAAAGUAGCCCGGAGAGAAAGGCUGCAGAGGAUCCCAAGAAGAGUCAAGGCCAAAUCAGAUCCCACGAGAAGAUAAGCGCAACGGCAAAGUAUCCCGGAAGUAAGGCUGCCAGAGGCUUACCCAAGAAGAAGAAGUGCAAAAGGCAAAGUAGCCCGGAGAGAAAGGCUGCAGAGGAUCCCAAGAAGAAGAAGAAGAAGCAAAGGCAAAAUUGCCCGGAGAGAAAGGCUGCAGACGAUCCCAAGAAGAAGAAGAAGCAAAGGCAAAGUAGCCCGGAGAGAAAGGCUGCAGAGGAUCCCAAGAAGAAGAAGCAAAGGCAAAAUAGCCCGGAGAGAAAGGCUGCAGAGGAUCCCAAGAAGAAGAAAAAGAAGAAGCAAAGGCAAAAUAGCCCGGAGAGAAAGGCUACAGAGGAUCCCAAGAAGAAGAAGCAAAGGCAAAGUGGCCCGGAGAGAAAGGCUGCAGAGGAUCCCAAGAAGAAGAAGCAAAGGCAAAGUAGCCCGGAGAGAAAGGUUGCAGAAGAUCACAAGAAGAAGAAGAAGCAAAGGCAAAAUAACAAGGAGAGAAAGGCUGCAGAGGAUCCCAAGAAGAAGAAGAAGCAAAGGCAAAAUAGCCCGGAGAGAAAGGUUGCAGAGGAUCCCAAGGAGUAG